Aquila chrysaetos chrysaetos is the source of this 1773-nucleotide messenger RNA. RefSeq names its product defensin beta 1 (gene DEFB1). Gene Ontology annotation, molecular function: CCR6 chemokine receptor binding. The record is from RefSeq and is a predicted model, not a curated record. Gene Ontology annotation, cellular component: extracellular region. The transcript is spliced from 4 exons. Gene Ontology annotation, biological process: innate immune response in mucosa; defense response to Gram-positive bacterium; defense response to Gram-negative bacterium. Lineage: Eukaryota; Metazoa; Chordata; Aves; Accipitriformes; Accipitridae. Bases 1259 to 1456 code for a protein of 65 amino acids.
UGUGCUGCUGGCCGGGAAGCCAAACUGCUCAGAGAUGUCAUUGCCUGAUCGUCCCUCCUCGAGGGAGCAUCACCAGGGUCUCUGCUCACUCUCCAGCACUGGCUUUUACCAAGCACAUAAGAUCUUUGCUUCUUUGCAACCUCAACUCCAGUGUUUGGGUUUGGUGGACGGUGGGUUAAAAAAGUCGCGGGUGGAAGGGAUAGCCUGCUUUGCCUCUCGUCCCGCUGCCAUGUCCGUAUUCAGCAAAGUGUUUCAUUAACUAACAACGUUGAGCCUUUGGGCCCAGCUCCAGCCAAGCAUUUUAAUAAAGUUAGGGGUGUAAAUAAGGCUCUGGACCCGAGUGAAGUUCAGUCUUGGUUGUCUCCGAGCCUUGUCCUCCACAGUUUAUAGUGUAACAAAUACCAAACGGCCCAUUCCUAGAAAACCCAACUUUUUGCAUGCAAAGCACAGCGAAGGCUCUAACGGGCACCAAAGCUUCUUCCAAAGCUGAGGGCGGGCUGUUGAAGAACCGUCUUUGCUUGCAAAUCCAGCAGUGAGGAAGUCGCAAGGGUUCGUGCAGGUGCAAUGCGGUGUCACCCUUCGUGUCACCCACAGAAGACGUGUGAACCUCAUCGUCUCAUCCCCCCUGCCCUCCGUCGGCAUCAUUCCCGGGAAGAAGCCACCCUGAGGUGCCUCAACUCUCUUUUCUCAGUCUCAAAGUGACUGAUGAUAAAAUCUGUCCCUCCUCCUGCCCCAAGGCUUUGUUCCAAGCCAGGAAUAAAUUCCCAUGCCACAUGAGACGUGCCAUUACCACCCCAAAACAAUGCCAGGCAGAGAAGGAGAAAGCCAGAAAGCCUUCCAGAAGAUAUUCCCAGAGCUAGCCACACUCCCCAGUUUCACUGCCAGCUCCCAGUUGCUCUGGCUGCCAUCCAGCCACUGGUUUGGCUGCACUUUUCUCUGCUGGAUUUCAGCGCUCAGGAGCCUCUCUUGCUAAAAACCCCCUCAAGUCUCCAACGAAGCUACAUCCAGAGGAGGGUGAAGUCACCUCUCCACAUUUUAUUUAGCGAUCUUAGCAAAUGAAGGUCCUCCAGCUCCUCCAUGCAAAGCUGUUUCUCCAACCUUCAGGUGAUUUUUUGGGAGUCUUUGCUGCACUUUCUCAUAUUUUAAACCCCUUUUGAGGUGGGAACGCGAGUGGUUGCAGAGACCUGUUAGCUGUGCUGCUGGAGCUGCACACAGAGAGUGUCUCUUGGUGCCAGCAGCUUUGUGGUGGAGCUCCACAAUGUCAACCAAAGCCAUGAAGAUACUCUUCCUGCUGCUGCUCCUUCUCCCCACGGUGUCCCAGGCUGCUGCAGUGUCAGACACUGUGACGUGUCGGAAGAUCAAGGGCGAGUGUGCGUUCCUGCUGUGUCCCUUGUUUAAGAGAGCCACCGGUACCUGCUACAAUGGACUGGCAAAGUGCUGCAGGCCCUUAUGGUAGCAAAGAUGUUGUCCUGGCUCAGUCAUCCGUCCAGCUUCUCAGAGGACACCUGGCUGGUUCAGACCCUGUUCUGGAGGGGAGGUCUGGUCACCUCUCAUUUGACUCAUUUGACAUCAUCUAUCGUGGUACAGCAAGGGCUGGAGCCUGAAGUCUUCAGGGAUGCUCUCUUGCAGGCUCCGCAAAAUAUCUCAGCCUUCCAGUAUUGAAGCGAUCUGUGCUCUUUUUCUCUCCUCUAACACAUAUUUGCUGUGUCCGAAGAGACUGUGGUUCGCAAACUAUUUGAGUUUUGUAAAGAUCUAAUAAAGCAUGAGUAAUAA